Molecule: messenger RNA, 1952 nt
Organism: Mytilinidion resinicola
Lineage: Eukaryota; Fungi; Ascomycota; Dothideomycetes; Mytilinidiales; Mytilinidiaceae
Exons: 2
Coding region: 230-1798 (522 amino acids)
Source: RefSeq, a predicted model, not a curated record
UAAUACCCUCAAACACCGAGAGCAGACGUUACAUCACAGAUCUACCAUCCAGGUCCGAGGCUCCACAGACGCUGGAAUUGUCAGGUUUAUUGUGCUGCUUCCGUCGAGAGAGGGCCACAAGGAAGAGAUUUGUCACAAGUUUAGCAACACCAAUAAGUGCGAUAUAGUUGAGGCACGUCCGAAGAAACGUAAAGCGGCUGCGGAAGAGCGGGCGCCUCCCUCGAAGCCCAUGCCCGUCACCUUUCCCUCUUUUCCACACGUCUCUCGGGACCCCCUGAACUGGAUCACGGGCGAAGCUUCCGGCCUUUUUGCGCAAUUCGCCGCCAUCAGGAGGCCCUCUGAUGUGACUACAGGCCACUUAGCCCUUUUCAAUGUCAUCUGCGAGCCCGCAGUCGACUUUGAAUCACUGCUAUCCAGUUCACCAAAUGCAUUAUCGUUUCUGCCGCCUGCCUCCUGGACGAAGCCUCUCGAAGAGGGCGUUGAACUGGAACCAUGCAAUCACCUGCUCAGCAAUGGCAGGAAACCUCCAGAUCGCAAGGACUUCUACGCCCGAGCCAAGGAACUCUAUUGCGACAAUGAAGAUGCCUUCUCAGUGUUAACUAGCGUCCCUGGAUUAUCCCAGCCUGCACCUUGCCUUGCUCGAUUUCGCCGCUUCUGGGAAGGCCUUAACAGCAUGGCCUACUACUGGGAUACCACCGACUUGGCUUCCAAAGACGCCCAGGCAAAUGACCGUGACCUACAAGCCGAAGUCGAGGCAACGAACGUUAAGGAGCCGCGGCGCAAGAAGGCGAAGAGAGUAACAGAGUCAUCACCCGAGGAAUCCCCAGUACCCACCCACCAUGUCGAGUCUAUCCCAGCACACACAAUACACUCAGGCGUCUCAGUGCCUGCUCAAACCCAGCCACCAAAAGCCCCUUGGUCAUCGGACAAGCCUGCAGAGCCAGCCGAGAGAAUACCAGGCACAUAUCGCCGCAUCAGGCUUGGAAACGGCGCCGAGAUGCCGCACUCAUUUCGCCUGAACACCGUGGGAGGUUUUCUCGAGCCCAUUGCUUCGGCCUUUGGUUUGAUGCUUGUGCCUCAUCGUCACCCGCCUACGCUGGCUCUGGGAAACAUUCGAUUCCCGGUACGCAUGAGUGCCGUGGCUUGGCGAGAGCCGGCUGAUGGUAUGAGGGUCCGUGCAGGCUGGUUGGAAGGGCCUGUGAUGGGUGUUCAGUGUAGACCGGAGACGGGUUUCGGAAGCACGGACUCUUUAGAAGCAGAAUCUGUGCUUGAUGUAAUACGAGAGCUUGGCGGCAUGUUGCUGUUGUCUCAAGAGCGGGCAAGAGAAGGCAAGACUAAGAAGAAACCCGGAGACGGCAAAUGGUGGGUUACUCGGCCUCGAUGGGGAGGCCCUGAGGGCGAGGUUAGCAAAGAGAGGCGGCGAGUGCCGGCUGCAGAGGCUUGGAAGCUUAUGAGAUCCAAAGACGGCUUCUGGGAUCCCAAAGUCGAAUAUCAAGCCAUUGGAAAGAGUUCUGGUGCGGUAUGGGAUGAAAUCUAUAUGGUUUCGUCACUCAACCACCAUAUCAGCAUACUCAAGCUGCGAGUCCACUUUUUGUAUGUCCAGUUUUUGACGGACGGCGGUUUACCAAAAGAUCUCCCCAAAGAUGCAUCGUGGGCUUCACCCACACUACAGCGGACACGCUGGUAUGAUUUCUUCGUUAUUGAGGACAGAGCAGAAGCCAUGCGAGGGCUUUGGGGUAUCAUGGCAUACCUAAUGCGACAGAAAGAGAACGUGGACACUACUGUGAAGGAUAGCUAGGUGUAGUGCACAUUUAACACAACUACCUAUGCUUCAGGGCUGGCAAUGAACAGUCUUGUGCCCUCUCGUCAAUCAUCCUACUUCACGCCGUGAUUUGCGUAAGCGAUAACGGCGCCCUGCCGAUGAUGAUUGAUGUUUUGCCGAGUGAUUUUGC